CUCGCGUUCCAAAUAUGAAAUCUUCUUGGCAGACGAAGAAGAAACCGAGCCGCCAGAAUUAUAUGUGACAGAAGAAAUUGAAGAAGCACCGUUACCCCCAAUUUUGGCGCCACAAAUGCCAACUGUUAAUGACACUGGCAAUAUUUAUAUUCGAUAUUUGACACAUCCGCCGGAGAUCACGAUCAGGCCUCGGAACCUGCAGGUCAAGGCGAACGGUAUCGCUGCCUUCUACUGUGCAGCGAGAGGAGACCCCAUACCCAACAUACAGUGGAGAAAGAACGGCAAACGAGUAUCUAGUAUGCAGUCCCGCUACCAAGUGUCUCCGAUGGACGCUGCAGCAGGACCGGCGGCUAACGGAGCUGUACUCCGAAUCGAACCGGUACGAGCUCAACGUGACGAUGCUACUUACGAGUGCGUGGCGGAGAAUGGCGUCGGUGAUGCUGUCACUGCUGUAGCUACCCUGACUGUGUUUGAAGCUAGAAUUAGUACCAAGAAACCUUACGUUCCUCCGGCAAACGAUCAACUACAUUCCAAGAAAUAA
Molecule: messenger RNA, 541 nt
Organism: Spodoptera littoralis (African cotton leafworm)
Lineage: Eukaryota; Metazoa; Arthropoda; Insecta; Lepidoptera; Noctuidae
Source: the annotation of a GenBank genome assembly